GUUAAGAAGGUAACCCUUACUGGCGUUCCAACUCGACCAAUUUCGUGGUUUGGACUAGUGUGUUUCAUAGUCCUUGUGCUAUCACUUGUGUCAAAAGGUGAGGCUCAACUUGCUCGGUCAAGAGUGGAGGAGAUUUUGCCCACCAAGAAUGCACCCUCUGAAAGUCGAAAACAAAUAUUUCGCAAUGUGAAAGAAUUCCGACGCUAUCUUCAACGGUUGGAUGAGUGGUUAGCUAUCACAGGUUUGGAUGAAAACGUCGAGAUCUACGCAUUGAAAGCCGGUCAGUCAGUUUUGUUUGAUCAUGCUGUCUUAUGUAUAAAGCAUUAUCAAUACAAGGAUCGGUACAAUUGUCACCUCUCUCUCACCACCACCACCACUAGGGAGGAAGAGGAGGAGGAGGAGGAAAAGGUAGGAUUUGGGCAGGAAAAAAGUCUCCGUUUUCCAUGUGACCUUGCAAUGCGUGAUCCAGAAGUUAGACAUAGAUACAUCAAAAUGUGA
Hydatigera taeniaeformis is the source of this 498-nucleotide messenger RNA. The record is from the annotation of a GenBank genome assembly. Lineage: Eukaryota; Metazoa; Platyhelminthes; Cestoda; Cyclophyllidea; Taeniidae.